This is a messenger RNA of Scylla paramamosain (green mud crab), 4948 nucleotides long. RefSeq lists its product as uncharacterized. Bases 1654 to 2775 code for a protein of 373 amino acids. The transcript is spliced from 14 exons. Lineage: Eukaryota; Metazoa; Arthropoda; Malacostraca; Decapoda; Portunidae. The record is from RefSeq and is a predicted model, not a curated record.
AAAUAAAUAAACAGAUAAUAAAUAAUUCGAACAACAGCAACAACAACAACAACAACAAUAAUAGUAAUAAUAAUGAUGAUGAUAGUACAUAUGUACUUAUAAGAAUAGAAUUACAUGUACUUGUAAGAAUAUGAAUCCGUCAACUAACGUCAAACUUAACAAGUUCGUCGGGCAAGACUUCCCCUUCGUGAAGCCAUGCUGUGACUGAUUUAUCAAGUUAUGUUUGUCUAAAUGCUCCCUAAUGUUCCUCGCUAUUAUUGACUCCAAUAUUUUAGCCACAACUGAAGUUAAGCUGACAGGUCUAUAAUUAGACGCUAAAGUUUUAUCUCCUUUCUUAAAGAUGGGUUAGCCUGCAUCCACAUUACUGGUACCUCACCUGACUCAAGUGAUUUCCUAAAGAUAGAAACUAACGGCUCACUAAUAACCUCUUUGCAUUCCUUAAGUACUCUGGGAUAUAUUUCAUCUGGUCCUGGUGUCCUGAACUUUUUAGCCUAUCUAUCUCCUGUUCCACUAUCUCCUUAGUUAUGAAGAUAUCUGCCAGCUUCUCAUUCUCAUCUGCUCUAAACAUAUGUUCACUAUUCGACAUAUCUUGCAUGUUUCCCUGGGUGAAGACAGUUAAGAAAUACUCUUUCAGAAUUUUACUAUUCUCCUCCCCAGAACUAACCAGCUCCCCAUCUGCUGCCUUUAAUGGACCUACAGUAUCCUUAUUAUUCGUCCUGUAUACCUGAUAAAAUCCCUUAGGGUCCGUCUUCUCCUGGCUGGCUACCUUUAAUUCAUAAUUGCCCUUAGCUUUCCUCGUUAACCUCCUGACUCCAUCCAUCCAUUUAGGGUAAUUUUUUUCUGUGAUCUUAUUGCUCUAUACAGGAUGUUUGCUAACUGACCUGUAUGCAAUUUAUCUACGAAAUAUUUAAACAAUUCAUCUACAAUUUAUUCACCUAGUCCUCUCAUCUCGGCCCCUUCCUUCUUCUCCACUCCCUCAUCUACUCGCCUCGACCUCACUUCUCUUAUUUCAACAUGACCUGACCCUCCAACAUACUCACACCUAUCUCCCCCCAUCUCUCUCUCUCCUCCGCCCCUUCCGGACACAUCUUCCCUCCUCUUGUCCUACACCUUCACGACUCACCUCAUCUCUCUCAUCCUGCCUUAUCUCUCUAUAAAGAAAAUAGUUUUCAGUCUCUUUAUGGAGUAAAAAUGAAGUACUAGUGACAUAUGUACUUUUGUUGUCUGUAGGCUGCUAAUGAGUCUAUGGUAUCAUGUUAUUGGCAGAGUUUAUCCUGAAAAGAAAUACGUUUUCUUAGUGUCUCCCGUAUUCCGUUUUCUUCUGAGUAUAUUAUUCUUAGUUAUAAGUUAGUAUAAGGCUUAUUUACUCAUUUUCUAUCAUGUAGUAUUAUUCUCUUCAUAAUUUAAGUUCUUUAUAUAUAUGUAUAUGUAAGGGAAAAGGUGUAUUUGAGGUGGAAUGUGUGGAGGCGAGGGAUGAUACCUGUCUGGGUUUUGUAUCUGAAUCUACAAAUUCUUCAGAGAACGAUAGAGGCCCCGAGGGAUCAGAGGGGAGACAUUCUCUCGGGAUAAAUUUGGGUGGUGUGGUGAUUAAGUGGGUGUGUGGAGGUAUUAGUGGUAUAACCCUGAUAUCCAGGAUCAGGUUGUUUCCCAACAAUGCACCAAAGAAUUUCAACAAACCAGACAUCAGUAUUGAUAUGCCUCAUUGGAAUACUACUGACAGGAUGUGUAGCGGAAGACAAGCAGUGUGAGGUGUUGGACGUCUCUGUCAAACCCAAUGAGGUAAACUCAACCUUCGUGUACGGCAUCACAUACAAAGACCCCUCCUGCCCCAACAAAGGAAAGCUGAAAGGAAAACUGAUCAAUUGCAAUGGAUCUGACAUCUACCAGGAGUUGGUGGGUGAAGGGGAGGUCCAUAACUGCUUCUUUGAGGGAAUGUGGAUGGUGACAGUGUCUAAAAACGUGAACUCCACCUGUUUCCAUUGCUGGGGGUUGUAUAUGAAACACCACACACUACCCUUUUUGAGAUAUGAUUUCCUGAACAUCACAUUAAAAAAUGUUCACCCUGCAGUGAAAAACUGGAAUCUCACUAUCUAUAAGACCACAGUUAAGGCAGACUUCUACCCCUGUAGGAAAGGAACCAAUUUAAACGAGAUAACAGAAAGGUUUCAGGACACGCAUCUGAAGGCAAACAUCACGCUAUCGCUAAUCACGCUGAAACAUUCCUUUGACCCAAAUGCCUGUUAUUGCCUCGUGCUGAACCCAAUCAGCCAUUUGCCUCUAGAGCCUCGCAACACGUUCUUCACCACCAGCGACUGCAGACCCACUGCACCCUCACCUGAGAACGGAGUAUCACCGAUAGAUGAUCUGUCAAUGUCGAAAUGGGAGGAGGCAGAGUGGGGAGUGCUGGUGGGCAUGAUGCUAUUGAUGGUGGCCAUGAUUUUUGUUGCUUUCCGCAGUCCCGUAUUUCUCAGCAAAAUCCUCAGGCUGAAACGACUUAUAGUCACUGAGACGCCAUCUGAGAAGCCAGUGCCAUCCUGCGACUCUCAGGUGCUGCUUCUCUACGCACCAGACAUUUCAGACAGCCAGGACUUGAAUAUAUUGAAAAAGAAUCUUCUGGCUUCCUUCAAGGUGUUCGAUUUGUUUGAUCGCCCAGACCACAACCAAUUAGCUGACCCAUGCGGGUGGACAGAGGAGGUGUUGUUGUCGACCACAGGCGUGAAGGUGCUGCUGGUGGAGUCUGUGGGAACUGCUGAAAAAGAUUGCUUCUCUGCUUGAUUCUGAUAAAGAAAGUUUCAUGGAUGCGAUGGUGGCAAAGAAAUCUUUACAUGAUAAAACUGCAGAAAGUCUCUUGACGUUUGCUCUCAGGACCAUUAUCGCCUCAAGUCUUCGACAGGACUACUCGUCUGUAUUCGUGGUCAGGUUCACGGACGAAGUGAGGGAUGCAGUUGACCUGCUGGUGCAGAUGCGACGGUACAAAUUCCCGGACCAUUUUUCGGAGCUCUCAAAAGACAUGAAAGAAGCGAAACGCAGGAAUGUGUAGGAGAGAGAGAGAGAGAGAGAGAGAGAGAGAGAGAGAGAGAGAGAGAGAGAGAGAGAGAGAGAGAGAGAGAGAGAGAGAGAGAGAGAGAGAGAGAGAGAGAGAGAGAGAGAGAGAGAGAGAGAGAGAGAGAGAGAGCAAAACAAUGCAGUUAAUAAAAAAAAAUAGAAAAUAAAAUAAAAAAUAAACCAGUGAGCUUCAUGUGGUUUUGUCCAUCAUGGACGUUUCAUCACUACAUGGAGUUUUCAGAGCCAAGUGAUGCGAUACACUGAUCUCCACUUAUUUUUAGGCCAUUUACCCCUGAAACUUACGUUUUCUGACACAAUGUUUCUGAGGACAACACACUCAGGUGAAAUUUAGGAAACAUCUACCUCUCCCCAUGACAAGUAAAUCACAUGCCCUUUUCCUGUUCCGUUUCCCUACUUUAGCCAGAAGGAAGGCGAUUAGCAGAAAGAAUCACUGUGUGUUUCAUGCUUUUCAUGCAGAAUUUUUUUUUUUUUUUUUCGGUAUUGAGACUUCUGUGAAUAGUCGUAAUUAAAGAAAAUGUAUUUUGUCCCGUCACCCACUCUCCCUAUUAUAUAUCAGUGAUCCUCUAAGUCAAACUCAUUAUUCUAUCCACUCAUAUGCUGAUGAUACCACUCUGCACUUUUCCACGACUUUUCUGAGACGUCCAACUCUGGAAAAAAAAAAUAUCACGCAGGGAAGCCACAGAAGACCUGACUUUUAAUCCAUCUAAAUUUUCUGACUGGUGCAGAAUAAACACUGUGUAGUUUCAUGCCUUAAAACCCAAUUCCUCAAUAUACUAGCUCGACACAACCUUCCAGAUAACUAUCCCCUUUUCUUCAAUGACAAUCAACUGUCCCCCUCUCCUACACUGAGUAUCUUCGGUCUGUCCUUUAUUAAUAAUCUACACUGGGAACUUCAUAUUUCAUGUACAACUAAAACAGCUUCUGACUCGACUCCGCCUGUACACAAAUUGAUGUGUCUCACUUUUUGCAAUUUAAACCAUAAAAUAGCAUCCGAAUCAUUAUCAGUAGUGAGCAAGCUUUUUUUUGCCAUUCCAAAUGUCAGAAGCAGGACCUUCAAAUCAGCUUGUAAAUAUUGUGGAAAAUACAUUUCCAUAUGAGGAACAACAUCCUCAGUCUUACUACAGCACCUCAAGGCUCACAAUCACCACUAUGUUGUCUUGAAACACCACACACUUUCCACUGCCAUUCACAAAAAGUGUUUGCUGGUAACCUCAAUAUCUUUUAAAGUAACAAAGUAGUGUAAAGUUUAACCUUUUUGGUUUUGUUAUCUAACAGCUAUAAUGGACUCACAAAUAUUGCAGUUUAUUAUGUCUCCACCCAUACACCUUCACUGCUAUUACCAGUCAAAAGUCAUUGUCCAUAAGGUAACUUUACCAUGAAAUAACUUUAGUAGUGUUUGGCAAAUCACUCAAUAGGUUAUUUUCCAACAAAACUGUUCAUGAAUGCAUUAGGAAAUACAGUGGAACUUUGGUUACCGAACGCCUCCCUUUUCGAACAGAUUUUUGAACUCAUAAUUGCUUUGGCUGUCAUACAAUAAUUCGGUUCUUGAACGAAGUUAGGUACUUCAUUUCAAAUACUGAAAAACAAAGCAGAAGCUGUUAUUUUUUACUAAUUUAUAGUUUUCAUAAAUAUAUCCUUGGUUUUUUAUGUAUUUGGAGGAGACAGUAAUUCAAUCUUUGAAAUAUUUUACCAGUGCAUUAGAUGCACUUUUUUCUUAAAAAAAAAAAAAAAAAGUAUCUAAUAAUUACUGUGUGUCCAAUGCAGCCAUAGUACAGAUACCUAUGCCUGUAAGCCCAGGUCUGUAGGUGUGAACUUGAAGCAGUAGUACACUAUGCACAAAUAUUGUUAUUAAUAUUACUGCUAAUAAAAUUCUCUCUCUCUC